Messenger RNA from Microtus oregoni (creeping vole), 903 nucleotides. Its product is annotated as spindlin-2-like. Gene Ontology annotation, cellular component: cytosol; nucleoplasm. The annotation marks the transcript as partial. Lineage: Eukaryota; Metazoa; Chordata; Mammalia; Rodentia; Cricetidae. Gene Ontology annotation, biological process: regulation of DNA-templated transcription; gamete generation. The record is from RefSeq and is a predicted model, not a curated record. The transcript is spliced from 5 exons.
CAGAAGCAAAAACUGAGUAAGCCUUUUGAGGCCCUGGAGAAUAUUGUUGGCCGCCGAAUUUCUCAUGGCUGGAAGGAAGCCAAUGAACCAGUCACCCAGUGGAAAGCCAUCAUUCUCGAUCAACUGCCAAUAUAUCCCUCUCUCUAUUUGUUGAAAUAUGAUGGGAUUAAUUGUGUCUAUGGCUUGGAGCUUCACAGCGAUGAAAGGAUUUUAAACCUUAAGAUCCUGCCUAAUAAUGUGCCAUUUCCUCAGGUGACAGACACUCAUCUGUCAAACACCAUAGUUGGCAGAGCAGUGAAACAUACAUCCACGGGCACAAAUGGCUCUAAGGAAGACUGGAAUGGGAUGGUCCUAGAGGAGGUGCCAAUCAUGAAGACCUGGUUCUAUAUUACCUACAAGAAAGAUCCAGUCGUGUAUGUUUACCACCUCCUGGAUGACUACCUUGAAGGCAACCUCCACAUCAUGCCAGGCUCUAAGGAUGAGUGCAGUGUCAUGGUCCCAGAUGAGGAGAAUGAUCCAGUCCUGGAUUCCUUGGCAGGCAAAGGUGUGCAGUACAACAAAAAAGAUGGAACCCAAGAGAUAGGUAAAAUUAUUUGCCAAGUUCCCACCAAACCUUCUGUGUAUUUCAUCAAGUUUAAUAAUGACUUCCAUAUCUAUGUCUACGAUUUGAUAGCCCAACGUCUCCUUGAUCAGAUAAUGCUAAUGAUAAGGACUGCCCUGGAUGCCCUUGUUCCAAACAAGUGCCUGAAGCCUCUUCAAGUGGCAGGGAAGUAUCUGAAGAACUAUGAAAAUAUGAUUGAGAAGGUUUCAGAGAUCUGGCGACAGAUGGUGGAUACUGUAAAGAAUUUUGCACAGACAGGGAAGUUUUCUGAGGGAUUUCGGAUGAAGCAGGAUACUUCCUAG